AUGGCUACUCAAGGCCCAAUAACCACUCCUUUAACCACAUUACUUGGAAUUAAACAUCCGAUAAUUCUCGCGGGUAUGGCACGUACAUCUGGAGGACCACUUGCAGCAGCCGUCAGUAAUGCAGGUGGUUUAGGAUGUAUAGGUGGAUUAGGAUAUACACCACAGCAACUCCGCGAAAUAAUCCACGAUCUCAAAUCCAACCUCUCGGACCCUUCCCUCCCCUUCGGCGUCGAUCUAGCUCUCCCAAAAGUAGGCGAAGGCGCUCGCGCCACCAAUCACGAUUACACGCAUGGCCAACUCGACUCUUUAAUCGAUGUAACUAUCGAAGAAGGCGCGCGUCUCUUCAUAUCCGCCGUAGGGGUUCCGCCUGCGCAUAUUAUCAAACGUCUACACGAUGCUGGGAUCUUAGUCAUGAAUAUGAUUGGGGCUCCUAAACAUGCCGUGAAGGCACUAGAUGCAGGUGUGGAUAUUGUGUGUGCGCAAGGAGGUGAAGGCGGUGGUCAUACGGGCGAUAUACCGAAUUCGAUUUUGAUACCGGCGGUGGUGGAUGUGGCGAGGAAAUAUAAACCGGUGAUGUUGAAAGGAGGGGAUGCGCUGGUUGUGGCGGCGGGAGGUAUUUAUAAUGGGAGGGGUUUGGCGAGUAGUUUGAUGCAGGGGGCGAGCGGGGUGUGGGUGGGUACGAGAUUUGUGGCGAGUGAGGAGGCGGGGUGUAGUAGGGUGCAUAAGGAAGAGGUUGUGAGUGCGAGAUUUGAGGAUACGUUGAGGACGUUGGUUGUGUCUGGGAGGCCAUUGAGAGUAAAGAUGAAUGACUACAUACAAUCCUGGGAAUCGCAACCAGCCAAAAUCCAAGAACUCACUCAGAAAGGCAUCACACCACUAGAAUACGAUAUGGAGCAGGGAAAAGAAGUGGAUAUACCACAUUUGAUGGGUGUGGUAGCAGGUGUUAUAGAUGAUAUUAAACCGGCGGGGGUUAUUGUUGAUGAGAUGGUUGGGGAAGCGGUGGGAAUGUUGAGGAUGGCGGAUGGGUUUUUGGGGGGUGGGGGGAAAAGCAAAUUGUGA
Sclerotinia borealis F-4128 is the source of this 1059-nucleotide messenger RNA. NCBI's taxonomy places the organism in Eukaryota, Fungi, Ascomycota, Leotiomycetes, Helotiales, Sclerotiniaceae. The record is from the annotation of a GenBank genome assembly.